GACAACGGUGACAACGGUGACAACGGUGACAACAGUGACAACGGUGACAACGGUGACAACGGUGACAAUGGUGACAACAGUGACAACGGUGACAACGGUGACAACAGUGACAACGGUGACAACGGUGACAACGGUGACAACGGUGACAACAGUGACAACAGUGACAACGGUGACAACGGUGACAACGGUGACAACAGUGACAACGGUGACAAUGGUGACAAUGGUGACAACAGUGACAACGGUGACAACGGUGACAACGGUGACAAUGGUGACAACAGUGACAACAGUGACAACAGUGACAACGGUGACAACGGUGACAACAGUGACAACAGUGACAACAGUGACAACGGUGACAACAGUGACAACGGUGACAACAGUGACAACAGUGACAACGGUGACAACAGUGACAACAGUGACAACGGUGACAACGGUGACAAAGGUGACAACGGUGACAACGGUGACAACGGUGACAAUGGUGACAACAGUGACAGCGGUGACAACGGUGACAACGGUGACAACGGUGACAACAGUGACAAAGGUGACAACUGUGACAACAGUGACAAUGGUGACAACGGUGACAACAGUGACAACGGUGACAACCCUGACAACGGUGACAAUGGUGACAACUGUGACAACAGUGACAACGGUGACAACGGUGACAAUGGUGACAACGGUGACAAUGGUGUGGUGACAACGGUGACAACAGUGACAACGGUGACAACGGUGACAGUGGUGACAACAACGGUGACACGGCGACAACAGUGACAACGGUGACAACUGUGACAACAGUGACAACGGUGACAACAUGAGUGACAACGGUGACAACAGUGACAAUGGUGAUAACAGUCACAAUGGUGACAACGGUGACAACGGUGACAACGGUGAAAACAGUGAAAACAGUGACAACGGUGACAACGGUGACAACAGUGACAACGGUGACAACGGUGACAACAGUGACAACAGUGACAACGGUGACAACAGUGACAACGGUGACAACAGUGACAACAGUGACAACGGUGACAACGGUGACAACAGUGACAACGGUGACAACAGUGACAACAGUGACAACAGUGACAACGGUGACAACAGUGACAACGGUGACAACAGUGACAACGGUGACAACAGUGACAACAGUGACAACGGUGACAACGGUGACAACAGUGACAACAGUGACAACGGUGACAACGGUGACAACAGUGACAACGGUGACAACAGUGACAACGGUGACAACAGUGACAAUGGUGACAACAGUGACAACAGUGACAACAGUGACAACGGUGACAACGGUGACAAUGGUGACAACAGUGACAACUGUGACAACGGUGACAAUGGUGACAACGAUGACAACAUUGAGAACAGUGACAACGGUGACAACAGUGACAAUGGUAACAACGGUGACAGGUGACAAUGGUGACAACGGUUACAACAGUGACAACGGCGACAACAGUGACAACAGGGCAACAGUGACAAAGGUGACAACGGUGAGAAUGGUGAGAACGGUGACAACAGUGACAACAGUGACAACGAUGACAACAGUGACAACAAUGACAACGGUGACAACGGUGACAACGGUGACAACAGUGACAACGGUGACAAUGGUGACAACGGUGACAACGGUGACAACAGUGACAACAGUGACAACGGUGACAACGGUGACAACAGUGACAACAGUGACAACGGUGACAACAGUGACAACGGUGACAACAGUGACAACGGUGACAACAGUGACAACGGUGACAACAGUGACAAGGUUAAGAACGGUGAGAAGUGACAACGGUGACAACAGUGACAACAGUGACAACGGUGACAACAGUGACAACAGUGACAACGGUGACAACAGUGACAACGGUGACAACAGUGACAACAGUGACAACGGUGACAACAGUGACAACGGUGACAACGGUGACAAGUGACAACAGUGACAACAGUGACAACAGUGACAACGGUGACAACAGUGACAACGGUGACAACGGUGACCACGGUGACAACAGUGACAACGGCGACAAUGGUGACAACAGGGACAACAGUGACAACGGUGACAACAGUGACAACAGUGACAAAAGUGACAACAGUGACAACGGUGACAACGGUGACAACGGUGACAACAGUGACAACGGUGACAACAGUGACAACGGUGACAACGGUGACAACAGUGACAACGGUGACAACAGUGACA
Molecule: messenger RNA, 2176 nt
Organism: Porites lobata
Lineage: Eukaryota; Metazoa; Cnidaria; Anthozoa; Scleractinia; Poritidae
Source: the annotation of a GenBank genome assembly